Molecule: messenger RNA, 660 nt
Organism: Penicillium alfredii
Lineage: Eukaryota; Fungi; Ascomycota; Eurotiomycetes; Eurotiales; Aspergillaceae
Product: putative DUF341 family oxidoreductase
Exons: 2
Coding region: 1-660 (219 amino acids)
Cellular component (GO): nucleus; cytoplasm
Source: RefSeq, a predicted model, not a curated record
AUGCCCCUGCGGCUGCUGUGUCUCCAUGGAUGGGGAACAAAUCAAAAGGUCGGUGGCCUGAUGGGCGACCUGCAACGAGAUAACACCGCGACGUUCUCGUUUCUCGAAGGCGACAUCGACUCCGAUCCAGGACCCGGCAUUGCUGGGUACUACGACGGCCCGUACUACAGCUACUACCGGUUCCCACGGACCUUUUCUCCCGAGGACAGGGACGAGUCCGAUAUUCUCGAGGCAUACGAGCAGUUGUACGAGACGAUCGCCCUGGACGGCCCGUUCGACGGCAUUUUAGGCUUCUCACAUGGGGGCACACUGACGGCUGGAUUCUUGAUCCAUCACGCCAAGAUGUAUCCGCACCAGCCGCCCUUGUUUCGGUGUGCUAUCUUUGUCAAUUCCCUUCCCCCAUUCCGGAUGAACCCAGGAGAGGACCCGGUCAUUGAGGAAGGACUCGAGGGUUAUAUCCGCAUUCCUUGCGUGAACAUUGCCGGCGCGAAGGAUCCGUUGUUUGACUACUCAAUGGCUCUCCAUCGGAUCUGUGAUCCGCGCCAAGCGACGUUCGUUGUACACGGGAAGGGUCAUGAUAUUCCCAAUGACCGAAAGAACAUUACUGUUUUGGCUGCUGCUAUUCGCAAGCUGGCUAUCCUGGCGUUGGGGAUCUGCUGA